AUGCGCACAAGGAUCGCAGCAGCACAGUACACCUGUAAAGCACGGAAGCUUGCACUCAGUGUGUUGGUUGAGAAUUCACUAUUGUUAAAAUAAAAUGCCGCUUUUUGGAGGUUCCUCACCCUUUGAUCAAGAUGUUGAAAAAGUCACAAAUGAGGCCAACACCAGCGAGGACUGGGGCCUUAUCAUGGACAUAUGUGAUCGAGUCACCGGUCAGCCGCAAGCAGCUAAAGAUGUCUUAAAGUCGAUUAUAAAAAGAGUCAGACACCCAGUCACCCAAGUAUGCACACAAGCACUCACACUACUAGGGGCUUGUGUCAGUAACUGCGGCAAGACGUUCCACUUGGAGUUGUGCACCCGGGAUUUUAUGACAGAGGCUAGGAAUGUUGUCAGCAAGGGUAGUCACAAAGUAUCUGAGAAGAUGAGAGGGCUAAUCAAAGAAUGGGCAGAGGAGUUCAAGAAUGACCCACAACUCAAUUUGAUGGUUCAGUUGUAUGACAGCCUUAAAGCAGAAGGGUACGAUUUCCCUUCAGUGGCUCACACAGCUUCACAGCCCUCAAAGCCACCCCCAGCUAGCAAUCCUGUUCCAGCAUCGUCACGACAAGAGGAAGACGACAUUGCAAAGGCAAUCCAGCUCUCGCUGCAAGAGGAAAAAGCCAAAACCAGCACCCUCUACCCCUCUGCAAAUCUUUACGCCAGCGUGACGCCUACUGCGUCUGCCACCACAACGCGGCGGGAGUCCCGAAAAGUCAAAGCACUCUACGACUUUGAGGCAGCGGAAGACAAUGAGCUAACCUUCAAAGCUGGAGAACUAAUCAGUGUCUUAGAUGACAGUGACGCCAAUUGGUGGAAGGGAGAGAACUUUCGAGGCACCGGGUUGUUUCCAUCAAACUUUGUCACUGCCGAUUUAACUGCUGAGACGGAUGCAGACAUUAGGGAAAGGGAGAAGAAAGUGUCAUUUGACGAGUCGGUGGAGGUGAGGACAAUUGAGGCUAUGACCCCCGAGGUGGUGGAGAUUGAUGAGGGUCAGAUGGAUCAGUGUCUGGAUAUGCUGCAGAAUGCAGACCCCACUGAGCAGAGACCAGACACACAAGAGAUGUUGGUGCUAGAAGACACCUGUAAGAGAAUGAACCCACUCAUUGAUCAAGAACUGGAAGGAGUGGACCGGGAGCACAUGGAUUUAACGGCCCUCAAUGCCAAGCUGAUGGACGCUUUCUCCAUGUACCAUGGGCUCAUGAAGGAAGCACCAGUCUACGGGUACUCACUCAAGACCAUGAAUAUGCCACAGCAGGGCGUGGCCAGGCAAUACCAGCCGGGCGUGACCGGGCCGGGCAUGCCAGGAUAUGGCGAGGUGCCGUACGGUGCACCCCCACAGGGUAUGUACGCACCCCCUGGGGUACAAGGUCAGAUGGGUCAGCCCAUUAUGCAGCAAGGGGGUGAGAUGGCCAUGCCGCAGGGGCAGGUACCUGGAGGGAUGAUGACGCAAGGAAACCACCCCAUGACAAUGGCACAACCUGGACAGGCCAUGUACUCACAUGCCCAGCAGCCCUACCAGACCCAGCCUGCACCCAUGGCCCAGGGCAACAUGGCCCCCUACCAAGCGCCGCCCCAGAACUCCAUGCACCCGAUGGGUGGCAACACCUCCACCUCCUUCAGCGUCCAGAGCAGCGUGCCAGCAGGUGUACAGGGCCCACCCGUCAUGCAGCAGAACUACAGCGGGGUACCAGCUGGCCCGCAGCCUCCCCCACCCAUGGGCGUUCACCCGCCUCAGCAGCACCAUCAGCAGCAGCAAUCCAUGUUAAUGUGAUCUGCAACUGGCUUGGCAUACCGGUUAGAAACUGAACCCAUUUUCACACAACUAGCAAGCUCAGAAAUUUGAGUAUGGAAAAUAUCUGCUCUGAAAAUAAAACGGAUCCCAAACAAACUGACCUGUUAUAUACAUACAUGUAGCUCAUGCAUGGUUCUCAGUUUUUUUUUGCCUGCCGACUUGCUGAGCACUGUUCCCAGCUUCGUCCAAUUCUGAAGAUGGGCCCAGAGCUGCCAGUAGCUGUACUCCAAAGAGCUGAUAAACACAUUAAAUUGCUAACCAGAAAGACAACUGGACAGAAAUUGUGUGUAAUGAGUGUAGAUUGUCAUGUACAUUUUUUCCAUUAAAGCUGGCUAAGCAGUAAUUCAGGCCAUUUUCAUCAAAGAACGUUGACCAGUUUUGCAACUCUGAGGAAAUUAGUUUUGGGGCUUUGGGCCCAUUCUUUUAGGGAUCGUCUCAGAAGCCAGAUGUUCCUAUUCCUACUGAACACUGAGGAUUGAUUGGAAUGUUCUAUAGCAUUCUAACUUUUGAUACACCCCCCUAAAAGUGGUCAGCCAGCUUUAUUUGAUUUGAACAAACUUUUGCAAGCAAAACCUGCAUAUUUUGACUUGUUACUGGGCAAAGGAUUGUAACAUGCACACUGCAGUAAAUUGGUUCCCCACAAUUUUUGCCUGGCAGAAAAACUUGUAUUUGGCCCAUAAUCAAGACGUGCCAUCUCAAAACCUGGGAAGAUUUCAGCAAUACCCAUCUGUAUGUAGGUCUUGUGCUUGCUAUGGUAACAUGAGUUUCAACCUAGUUGCGUUGCUCGGUAGCUAUGUUCAAGAGGAAUAACUACUGAACGUGGUUUGGAUGGUGAUUUUAAUUAACUUUGCGCUUCAAAUUUGUAUAUGUAAAGAAAUUCAAAUUGGAACAAAUUCUAAGCUGAUGGAAAAAAAUUCCUUUACAUUUAGAACUGUAACUUAGCAACGCAGCUUCAUAUUUUGUACAUAACACAGAUGUCAUGUAUUCUCUGUCAAGUUGUGUGUUACUGUGCUGACCGCUGGCAUAAUUAUAUUGAUAAAGAGACAUUCUAGAAGAACUAAUCAUAGAAAAUAAUUUGUUCCCAAAAAGUUGCAGACAUUUAAAAUUAUGGAUGCCAUGUUUUUGCUUAUUCUACACAGUUCAUAUGCAAGGACAGAAGUCAGUGUCUUUUAAUCUGUUCUUGGAAAUAGUCUCGUGCUUGUGUCUCCAAAUCCCAUUGGUUACUUUGCCACUGGUGAAGGGAAGCAUUAUAACAGAGGUUGCCAUGGGGGACAAGACUUCAUUAAAUAUGUACACUAAAGCUUGUUGCCUUAAAACAUUGCCAAUUCUUCAUUUCAGAUGAUGCGCUUAUCCCAAAGAAAUCAGGCUGAAAUGAUGUCAUGUUUCCAAUUGCCUAAAAGCCUAUUCAGGCAACGCAUUAAUAAACAUCAGUCAAAAAGUUUAGUUGGUACCUUAUUUGACGACUAUAAAACACUUAUUAAUAGUAGUUAUUGGCCAGUUCACGUGAGGUCACUUUUGUUUUUAAUUGAUAGUAAACUUACAUUCUCUUUCAACACACUGCAUAAUUAUGUGGAUUGGUCACGGAUCAGAUAACAUGUACGUUGCAAAAUUAAGCAAUGUGAUGGCACCACUAUUGGCUAGGUGUUUCAACAAGCUCAAAUAUUGAAUGGCAUUGCUUUUCAAAUGUCUGGAAAAUGAGAGAAUGUCUGCAGAUAAUGACAAGUGAGUUUCUACCUAGAUUAUUUAAUUUAAUCACAAUAUUGUUAUGUUAUAACAUAUCAAACUGUACAUAGCCGCACCCAAAAAAGCAUAUGUAUAAAUAUGUGAAAUAAUUUUACUGUGUUAUUGCAUUCAAACAUAGCAUAUAAGUUUUUAAAUUUUGCAUUGUCUCAUUCAUUAGCCAUGUUUCAUUGAAAAAUUCACAGUUGUAAUUUCUUGGUCCAUAUUGGCUCCUUGCCCUUAUUUUGUUAGGAAGAUUUGAUAGAAAAAACCUGCAAUUGAAUUUUGCCCUUCCCAAAGGCAAACUGUGGAGAAACUGCUGGACAUUUCUGAACAGUAGACCCCUAACAGUUGGUGCUUGGUAAUAGCAAGGAGCUAUUAUAAUAAUAUAUAUCCAAUGUAAUAGCUCCAUGGUAAUAGUGCCUUUUCAUGGCAAGGAACCAUUGAGAAAAUGUGGCAAUCCCUAUACUUGCAUUGUCCCUAUAUCAGCCAGUUCUGUAUCCAUUUCAGUGUCAGUAAUUUAAAGGCAUAGUUCAGUUCUGAAAUUUCUCGAGAUCCACUAUUGAAACAGUCUCGGUGAAGUGAACAAAAUAUGUCCGAAGGAUUUGAAACUGUUCUUAGUGCAAUUUGAUGUCAUCCUGACGAAUUAAGAAUGUGUUUUACCCCCUUGGUAGUGCAUACAUGUACAACCAUCGUCAAAGUUAUUUGUGACAAAUUGAAACCCGAAACCCCAAAUGCUGUGAACUCGUUUGAGGAAAGGCUGUUUACUUCUGCUUGAAUUUUAAGAGUUAUGUUCUCAAAACGAACGAAAUGAUAACCGUUUAAAUUUUGCUUAAUAGUUUGAUUAUAGCUCAAACAAUGGAAUUCUUGUUUUUCGUUAAAUACCUAUUCAUGGCAAAAACAAAUUGUGUAUUAUCAGUAUAAAACCUUUUGGGAAAAUAUAUUAAACUUGUCUGAUGUCGGAAAGAA
Messenger RNA from Acanthaster planci (crown-of-thorns starfish), 4513 nucleotides. RefSeq names its product signal transducing adaptor molecule (gene stam). Lineage: Eukaryota; Metazoa; Echinodermata; Asteroidea; Valvatida; Acanthasteridae. The record is from RefSeq and is a predicted model, not a curated record. Gene Ontology annotation, molecular function: phosphatidylinositol binding; ubiquitin binding. Gene Ontology annotation, biological process: protein transport to vacuole involved in ubiquitin-dependent protein catabolic process via the multivesicular body sorting pathway. Gene Ontology annotation, cellular component: ESCRT-0 complex.